Molecule: messenger RNA, 2297 nt
Organism: Poecilia reticulata (guppy)
Lineage: Eukaryota; Metazoa; Chordata; Actinopteri; Cyprinodontiformes; Poeciliidae
Product: collagen alpha-1(XII) chain-like
Source: RefSeq, a predicted model, not a curated record
UCUGCAGAGAAUCCCUCUGGAUGGAGACAGAUCUGAGCCCAACUCUCAACAUUCAUCAGUCAUGAAAUCUCGAGUUCUCCAGGUGAAAUAGGAAUCAGGUGAUUUGAUUCAUUGAAAACUUGAUUCCUCAUUCAGUUCUACUAAAAAAUAAAAUAUCAACAAACAACAGUUAACCCAGCAAAAAAAAAGGUAAUUUCAAAAUCAACAACACACACUUUGCAAAGCACUAAUUUCUGCUUUAGACACAGGAAACACGUGACAAUGUGUUUUUUGUCAUUUCCAAAGACUUUAAAAUGCCUCAGGCACAAAUGAUGCUGCUUGUAAUGCACAUUCAGACAGAGGGAAACAUCUUCAUUUAUUCUGAAGCCUAAGAUGAAACAUUUGCUACAGGAAACUGAUUCAUAAUCAAGUGGGUCAAGUGGGUUGGGUCUUCUUAUAGUUGUCUUCAUGAGAAAAUUCCCUUAGCCCACACCUCCAUCAGGAUGCUACAAUUAUUACCUCACCCGCUCCCACACUGGAGAGUGAAUGAAGCUGUCUAGUCUUUACUGCACCUUAAAAUUCGUCCAGAUUUCAACAGAGCGUCAUGAUUUCAUGAUAUUCUGCUCCUCAGAGCGAGAAAUAGGCUUCAGUAAAAUAACAAGAAACUCCAAAUAUGUUCCUCGUUCUUGCAUUUCUCUGAAAAAGGGAAGUCGUUUCUGACGUAUCUCUGUUGCCAAAUAAAAGUCCAAUCUACAAAUACGUGUUUUUACUCCUCUGCUUCGUCGAUGUUUGUCACUACUUGUGGCUCCAUUGUGCAAAAUAGCCUGGAACGUUUCAGGCUGUGCUGCUUUGGGGACAAUUUAGUGUUCAUGAAUUUAGCUUUGACAUCACUCUGUGGGCACCGCCAAAAACAUAUGUGAGCUUACAACAGAGGAAAACAACAGGAAAAGGAAAUAACACAUGACCAAAAGAGGAGAAAAGAGAAGACUAAUGGACCUACAAACACACUUUUCUCUCCUGAACAUGGAUCUGCUGCUGGUGCUGCUGGUGCUGCUGUUCAGCUCAGGGCUGCAAGGUGAUGAAACGUACAACUACAGAGGAUCUCAGUGUGAAAUGGCCAAAGCGGACAUUGUGAUGCUAGUGGAUGGUUCUGGGAGUAUUACCCAGGAUGACUUUCAAAGAAUGAAAUCAUUUCUAUCUGAGAUGGUUCAAAACUUCCCYAUCGGUCCCAACAAAGUCCAAAUAGGUUUGACUCAGUUCAGUUUCAAGUUCAAAACUGAGUGGAACCUGAACAGCCACAGCARCAAGCAGUCCCUGCUGCAGGCCAUUGACCAGAUACGACAAUUAACAGGAGACACAAUGACAGGACAAGCUCUGGAUUACAUCCGUAACCACAGCUUCAAACCCGGGGUGGGAAUGCGUCCAGCCUCAAAAAGAAUUGUUGUUCUGAUGACUGAUGGAGAAGCUCAGGACAAAGUAGAAAUCCCAGCAAAGAAUCUGAAAGACACUGGGAUCGAGGUUUUUGUUAUUGGUGUGGGCRAUGCUUUUAGCACACAGAGGGCCCUUGAUGAACUGAGGACCAUCGCUUCUGAAGACGUCAAAUGUCAUCUUUACCUUAUUUYGACUUUCCAAUCCCUCCUUGAUGCUGCCUCCAAUAUCUCCACCAGCAUCUGCCAUGCUGCUACUGAKCUGAAACAACUUCUCAGUUACAAUCCAACAGUUUUUAUCAUCAGACUGGUGGUCCUGCUGCUGACUCUGAUGAUCUUCAGCUCACUGAUUUUCUACACCCAUAAGACCACCAGRGGGAAGCAGAGAGUCCAACAGAAUGACACGGAGCUGGAAUAUUACAAUCUCGGUGUUGSAGGUGUUCCGGAAGMGUCACCAUGAUGCUUUGACGUGGUGGUGAAGGCAAUUACGACAACAGAAAAAGAUUAUYAUUGACCUCGAUUAUAAAUCCAUCAGAAUGCCUGAGUGAUGUGUUUAGUUGUAACCAGCUAACUGCUAAUUUAGCUUGUGUGAAUUAACUUCAGCCUAUUGAUUAUUGUUUUUAUUUUGGGGUCUUAAUGCCAUUGUAUAAUCUUUUAUAAUCCCUACAAUGUUGCUAUGAAAGUUGUUACAGUUUUGUGAAUGUUUGCRCGAUCAAAUUCAGCCAUUCGACUCCAUUUGCCUCUGGGAUUUCCUUGAAUCUCCCGAGUUAGGGUCACACUGCUGAACUGGUUUCCAGUCUGUUACUGGUCCCCUUGAUGGAAAAGUUUAAAUUUAGCAAUCAAGGGACAGCUUUCUCAUGAUUACAAAGCUCAUUUCACUGCAAUGUUGCA